UUGUUACAAUCUUCGCGGUUGUUUUAUUUAUAUUAUAGUAUCAGUGAUGAAAUUGAUUGACAAGCUUCUGGUUGAUAAGCAAAUGAUUCAAAGAAAGUUGCAUGAAAGGAGACGGCAACGUGCGCGUCGCGAGUUCUCGGAGAGGCGCGUAACGAAUGGUUGGCGACGUUGACAGAUCUCCGAGAAGUCCUGCGGGCCAGCGACCCAAGGAAGCCGGUUGUCCUGGGUUUGUUUUUGGGUCUGCUGCUGUCUUCUCAGAGAUGUUGUGCGGUUAACGAUGGAAGAACGACGGGUCAACCGUGCGCACGGAUCCGUCGCUCGCCGAGACCAGACGAAGGAAGGAGUGAAGCACACCGUUGACAAUGGCUGUUACGUAAUCCUGCUUACGGACUUGGAUGCGUGUGCAUUACGGGGAUAGAGCGAGACAAAGAUACAGACUACAGACGGUGCGUGUGUAUGUCUCCUCUGUGUAUACAUAAAUAUAUACAUAUGUAUUUAUGUGAGUGUGUGUAAAAAUGUGUAGGUGCAUGUAUGCGUAUGUGUGUAUAUAUGUGUGCUUGUGUGUUGCGUUGUUUUUUUGUUUUGGAAUCCUCCUCCUCUCCUCCUGGCAAUCCUUGUUUAUAAAUGUUUUGUUUUGACAUUGAUUUUGAGAGUUUUGACGUUUAGCCCGGAGAGGUGUACACUGGUGUGCACAAUACUUAGGGUUGGGUACAAUCUGAGAGCGGUGGCAACGUGGAUUCGGUGUGUUUGGAGUAGCGGAAAAACGAUUGUGAGUGAACCCAAAAGUUGUCUGGCGAACAGGGAAGUAGAGGAGGUUCGAGAUAAUGGAGUGGUGGAAGGAGAACGGCCGAUAGUUGCGGACGGAUGCAGUGAACUGGCUGGAACUGGCAACACAAGAACAGGAGCUAGGAUGUCAAAGGAAUAAUAAUAAUAAUAUCAAGAGAGGAGAAGAAAGAGAGAAGGACUCGGUGCGUGCGUGUGCGUGAGUGCGUGCGUUUGCAAGUGUGUGCGCGCUCUGUUGAGAUUGCGGGGGUGUCGGGGGCAGAAAGGGGGGCUCCUGGCCUGUUAGUUGGUUGAAUAGGUUGAAUAUCUCGCUGGCUCCGCCGUGGGUGUCGUGCAUGUUAUGAUUUCUGUGCGAUCAAAACGUUGUUAGGUAAUGCGGCCGUGUCCGUCCUCGCUCAAAUGUCGCUUGGCUUGAAAGGGGAAAUGAACCUGUUGUACUUCCAUUUCACCCAAACCACAGGUAAACAGGUGUAAACAUUCCCUGGUAAUAUGUUUAGACCAACAAGAUCAGUACCUCCUGCACCUCAACCAAAUAGGACUUGACCAUUUAUAUUACUUGUAUAAAAAAUGCACCAAAACCAAACGAGUGUGCUUUUGUGAGUUCAUGAGCAUAUAACUCCCAAAAUCAGUGCCAAAAGUGACCCUUAUAAAUAAAACCUUUAUAAUUAGUGCCUGGCAAAAACUGUAAAUAAGAUAUUUACAAAAUAUUAGAAAAAAAAAAUUAUAAACAAUCACAAAGAAAUUAUGAGUAAGUACAUCAACUUAUCCACCUGCUCCUGGAAACUGACUGUAAUCACCUUGAUUCUAGACAAUGAGUUUUUGAACCCUGCUUGAUUUCUGUUGUGCUUUUGUGAUCUGCAUCAACAUGGAUGCAGGGGUUUGCAAGUUGCCCAAAAAGAGGAAGUUUGACCUCUCCGAACUGGAGGACAGAGAGACAGCUUCUGCUGUCUGUGUGCCUGUCUCUGUUGUGCAAAGUGCAAUACCUGUUGCUCCACCGCAGGCAACUGCAGUUGACUACUCCUGUCCAAUUAAAGUGGAAGAAGAGCAUGUGCAAAGGCACAGCAACAUCGAUCUCAGUGAAUGGAAGGACCAUCGUGUGCUAGCCAAGCAAGGAGACUGGUAUUACCCAGGUGUCAUCAGGAAUGCUACAGACACAGAUAUUUCUGUAGAAUUGGAUAGUUCACAAUCGACAAUUAUCCAGUUCAAAAACGUUCUGCAGAUAGAAUGCUACGAUGUGAUAGGUGACGCGAGCCCUUCCAUCCACGAGUUGAGACUGGGGACAAGGGUGUGCGUGCGACAUAACCAAGGUUUCAUCGAGGGUGUCGUCUGCGAAAUCAUCGAGGGCAGUCCGAUACGGUUUAGGGUGGCUGUCGUUCGGGACAGGGAUGAGCUGACGGCGAAGAGGGCUGAUCUUAGGCUACUCAGACAACCUUGGUGGGAUGAAUUAGAAACGUUCACACCGCUGACGUCCGAGAAUUUGUCCUUGAUCAAUCAACCGAAUGAUUAUAGUAGAAAUGCUGCAACCACGCCGGUAUCCGUCUGCACACCCUUAUCAAAUGGUCGACACUACGAUGAUUAUGGAGAGAGCGACGACGAGCUACGCAGGGAGGAUAUCAACUUCCCUUUGGAGAUCGACACCAAAUUGUCUGGGAGCAGUAAAAGAAGCAGCAGCAUUCAAAGCAGGGGUAGUUCGAGCAGUAGUAUAACACCACGUUCGCAACCAACGACGCCGCGCAGUCAGGCUGCUACUCCUCACAAAUACAAGAAGGGAGAUAUCGUAGAAAAUCCAAAUGGCAUCCGCAAGAAGUUUAAUGGUAAGCAGUGGCGCAGGCUGUGCUCCUUCGGUGGUGGUAUCUGCACCAGAGAGUCCCAGCGCAGGGGCUUCUGCUCUAGGCAUCGCAGCCUAAAUAUGAGGGGAAGCACCCAGUUUCCCAGAUCCAACAGUAAGAAUGACGGCGAAGAGACUAGCAGGGACUCGGAAACAUCCCCUAAUUGCAACGAGCGGCGAAUUGCCGGGCGAUUCGAUCAAGACGAAACCGAAGCUGCCAACAUGCUCGUUUCGCUGGGGAGUUCACGAUCCGCCACCCCCGCGUUCUCGCCAAAUGGGCAAGGCUCGUCACCGUUGACUAUGCAAUCACCGUUGACUGUCGGCUCUAAGCAGAACGUAUUCAUGCCAAUCACCAGCCACCAUGGCAUUAUGAAAAGAACCUCGCCCGGCUACAACAUACCCGCGUCUUACCAUCAUCAACCCGUUAUAAGACCCGAGUUGGUUCGGCCAGUUCAAGCGAACAAUAGUGUAAUAAGAAUAUCUCCUAAUCCAAGUCCGUGGUCUCCUGCCGUCUCCGAGCAAAGUGUCAUCUUACAAAAUGCCUUGACCAGUCCAGCUUCUCAAAGCACUCCAGAACCUGAUGGUACAGUUUACUGUGUUCUACCGCCGGUGCAAGAGAAUAAUCUCAUGGUGAUAAAGAACGAGAUGUCCAAUGAAAAUAUGAAAGAAACGCAGUCACCACAGUCAUCAUUCCAAAGACAGAUUAUUCAGAACGAUCAUAUUCAGAGGUCUUCAAUCGGAGUAUCGACGAGUCAGCCAAUGCGGAGCGUUGGAAGUAUGAAUUCAGGAGGUGCCAUAUUACCAGUCAUAGUACAUCCGACCCAAUUAGUGCCUGUACUACCAGCUGCAAGUCAGCCGACGCAAUCUGUUGUUAAGCGAACAUCGUCUUUGCCGCAGACGACGACGGUUGUGCCUAGUUCAUCCAGUAUAAUCAUCAAGUCUGAACAUAUUGCAUCAAACUCAAGCAUAAUUAGUCAGAAUAAUAUGAUUGUUAAUAAUCAUAAUCACCAUAAUCAUAACCACGAGAAAUCGAGCAUCAUACAAUCGGUGCAGACACCGAUCAUGCAAAAUUCAAGUGCACAGUUGACACCGGUUACCCCUCAGCAAUCGCAAUCAGCGUUUAUGAUACCAUGGCAUUCACUGCUGCCUCUAUUAACGACAAAUCAAUCUAAUGUUUCGCCACCGCCAUCUGAGCUGUCGCCACCUCUGUCAGCGCCACCUAUACCUGUACAGCUGCCCGCACCUGUGUCAGAACUUGUCGAAGAUGAGGUCGACCCAGAGCAGAUACCGCUGCCAAAUGAAGAUGAUGAUGACGUGUUCGAAACAGAACCACCAGACACACCUAACGAAAGUGCAAACUCGAAUGGAAAUAAACGACGAAGCCAGUCGCUUAGCUCCUUGCAGAAUACCAAAGAGCCAGGCGCGAAAGGUAGAGAACGUAUCAGACGACCCAUGAAUGCGUUUAUGAUCUUUUCUAAACGUCAUAGGGCUGUAGUGCACGAGCGACAUCCGAAUCAAGACAACAGGACGGUUUCAAAAAUAUUGGGCGAAUGGUGGUACGCACUGGGGCCUGACGAGAAAAAGCAGUACCACGAGUUGGCCUUGGAAGUGAAAGAAGCUCACUUCAAGGCCCAUCCUGAAUGGAAAUGGUGUAGCAAGGAUCGAAGAAAGUCCUCGACAGGAUCCGGUAGGAGCAAACUCAGCUCGACCGGCGAUAGUGGUGAACCCACCGAGAUGCCAAUGAGCCCGAGGACGCAAUCACCGCAAAUGAUUAGCUCUGAGCAACGAAUUAUUGUGCAAGAACAAGAUAAUGGCGAAAUCUCGGAUGACGAUCAGAUGGUUAUUUGCGAGGAGCCAACGCCGGAAAUUGACUUAAAGUGCAAAGAAAAAGUGACUGAUUCCGAUUCAGAGUCUCACAGUGAUCACGAGGUUGUGGUGGAGAACAGGGUAUUUCCACAGAAAAGAUUUAGUCCAGUGCUUAGCAACAACCCUUCUGAAAUUACAUGCCGGCCAAAGCCAAUCAAAGCACGAAUUCCGUCAACAGAGAUUACUCCAAAGUAUAGCCCCGUGCCUACAUCAACAGUACUUUUUCAAUAUCAAUCUCCUGUCAAUCCAACGGGAGUCACAGGAUUUCAACCUACAGGCGGCGCGUUUGCUUCUCCCAAAUCAAUUAAGUCGGAAAUUAAAACAGAGUUAAACGAGAAUCAUUCUAAUAACUGGACAGGAGGUUCGUUUAUAAUUAAUAACAAAUCGGACCCGAUCCCAUCUUCGAGUGUACCGAAAUCUGAACCCAUGUGGACCUCGACACAAUCAGUUGUGAAAUCCUUGAAUAUUAACAACAAAAUUUCUAAUUCUAUCCCACCCAUCUCGCCGAUUACAAGAAACAACUUCAACCAACCGUCGAGUGAGCAGUAUACAGCUCAACCUCCAAUGAGACUAACGUUUUUGAAUCCCAAUAUGGGCGUGCAAAACACAUACUGCUUGACCGGUGAUGCCGAUCGAAGCAAUGUCGUAGUCGUUGCAUCUACUUCUUCUGACCUAAAGUAUGUGUAUAUGCAGAACUCAUUUCAACCCGACUCAAAUGGUAGGGUCACUCUACAACCUGUGCAAAUUGUACCGAAGUCUGCUGCACAGUCAGUCAUUGUCAGUCAAGCUCAGAAUAGACAUAAUAAUAGCAAUACUAAUCAACAGCAUGAAUCUGUAGUUACUUCAACUCCAAAUAUCCAUUCAACUGGAAGUGCAUUCUCCUAUAAUCAAGUUAAAACGGAGAGUGAACUAAAAUCACCCGAUGGCUUAUCGCCAAAUGAAGUGCCUCCAUCACCGCGAAUUUCAGAAAUUAAUGUACCCGAAAUGGAUAAGGAGUUUAAAUUGGCGCCAACACCGGCUCAGUUGGGCAGAGCCCCCUUACAAAGAAGGCAAACAAAAGCGGUGUCGACCAAUAUAUCUCAGAAUAACCAUAACACCACCAUCAACAACAACAAUAACGGUAUAGCUAUAUGCAGCAUCGAAGAACAACAACAACAAAGUAUAACAUCUAUAGACGGUCUUGUAUCACCGUUGACGAAAAAGAAUAUGUUCAAAAAAACCAAGGAGGAUGGAAUGGAUCGCGUUUUGGAACAAGUAAACUUCAGCCAGAAGUUUUCAUCGUUGCCUCAAUUCAAACCGGAUGAAUGCCAAUCUCCCAGUGCCAUCGUGGUAGCACCGAGUCCUCGAGUUUUUGCUAAUUACAAGAAGAGACCUAUGAAUUCGGCCCACCGAACAUCCAUCGACGAAGAUCCCGAACCCGAAACUCCGUUGUCCAGCAGUGCCAAAGUAACAUCGGCUUCUAAAAAUGUAGCUGGUACAUUUUUCUUUGGACCAGAAUUUAAUAUAGAAGAUGUAGAUAGUAUGGGUGAAGCCAGUUCUCCUAGAACACCGAAGACUCCCGGUACCUCCCGGGAUUCCGACAAAGGACACCGAAAGAUACUCGAGAAAAAGAGGAUUCUUGUGUUAAAGCUCUUUGAACUUCAUACGCUGUUCCCGUCGCAGCAAGCGACAACGGCUUUCCAGGCGCAGCACUCGGAUGUGUUUCCGAACAAAUCGAGUCUUCAGCUGAAGAUACGAGAGGUAAGGCAGAGGCUAAUGGCCCAGAAUUCGCACAGUGCGAAAAGUAUUAACAGUCCUUUAACGCCAGCUGACCAUAAUAUACACGUCUCAUCAAAUAGUUAGCCAUUUAAGUGCAAUACAAGUAUGGUCUUCCUUUCUCAUCACCGUUUUGCUACAAACUGGAUGAAAACUGUUAUUUUAUUAAUUUCUUUCAAUUAAAUUAUUGUUGCUCCAUUUUAGUAUAUAC
Molecule: messenger RNA, 6443 nt
Organism: Nicrophorus vespilloides
Lineage: Eukaryota; Metazoa; Arthropoda; Insecta; Coleoptera; Silphidae
Gene: cic
Product: protein capicua homolog
Exons: 12
Coding region: 1649-6319 (1556 amino acids)
Biological process (GO): regulation of transcription by RNA polymerase II
Cellular component (GO): nucleus
Molecular function (GO): DNA-binding transcription factor activity, RNA polymerase II-specific; RNA polymerase II transcription regulatory region sequence-specific DNA binding
Source: RefSeq, a predicted model, not a curated record